This is a messenger RNA of Stylophora pistillata, 1262 nucleotides long. Its product is annotated as CB1 cannabinoid receptor-interacting protein 1. Gene Ontology annotation, cellular component: plasma membrane. Gene Ontology annotation, molecular function: type 1 cannabinoid receptor binding. Lineage: Eukaryota; Metazoa; Cnidaria; Anthozoa; Scleractinia; Pocilloporidae. The record is from RefSeq and is a predicted model, not a curated record. Gene Ontology annotation, biological process: negative regulation of signaling receptor activity.
ACUCCUCCAACAUGGCGUCCACUAGGACAGAAGAUAGCGCAUUCACUAUGGACAUUCACAUCACUAGAUUAGAAGAUUCCUCGCCGGUGUUCUUUAAAAUUGACGGUGAAAGGUUUAAGGAGACUCAGACUUUGAAACUUCAAGUAGACACCUCGUAUAAGCUUUCAUUUGAGUUUCGUCCCUCGAGGGAAGCGAGUGAAAUUUCUAUCGGGGGAGGAAAUGUUAAGCAUGAACUCAAGAGAAGUGAUGAAAGGUCUUCGGUUUACGAGUGCUCAUGGUCUACAAAUGGGAUGAGCAUAUCCAAAAAUAAAGACAGACUUUACAUGAUAAUUUUUGUGAAGUUUCAAGAUGGCAAAGAGAUGAAUGCCAGGGUACAAUGCAAAAUGUAUUCCCUAAAGGACAGCGAUCAUGUCAAGUGGGGAACAUGCUUGAAGAAUCUGCAAAUCGAUUGUAAAGUGCAAGAUGGGCAGAGUGUUGUUAAUGUUCAUCAGGUUUUAUUCAAGUGAAUACAGUUAAUUUUAAAAAAGUUCCCUGGACUAGCAAUGCACUAAAUUGUAAGUCUAGAUUUUGUGUGUUACAAAGAAUGUAAGUCGAUCUAUUUGGCUCAGCCAGCUGGUCAACUCAGCUGGUUUUUGUGUUCUGUAAACAUUACCCGUUUGCUUGUCCAAUGUCCACAAAUCAGGUAGUAAAGCUUAGGGUUUUCUCAAUGAAAUUCAGAAUUUUAUAAAGAUUUAAAAAAGUCCAAUAUUAUCAAUAGUAUUUUAAUCCAAAAAAUAUUAUAACAAUAUAGAAUAUGAACAGAUUUCUUUAAAUUACGAGAUAAAGAAAAAAUCACAAUUGCUCAGUUAAUGUACCAUUCUUCUAAAUGUCUAUGACGUUUUUUCAGUAAAGCAUUGUAAAGCAUUACAAAACUAUACAUGGUACAUUAUUUUUAUCAAAGGAAUAUACUUUUAUACUCAUCAUAGAGUUAGGUUAAUGGAGACAUUGCAAGGGAGAACAUUCAUUGCAUCACAGACACAGGGUUAUGUGGUUGAAGGUGUUAUUAUUUUUUUUCAUCUAAGUGAUUUAGUGCUUCAUAAGCAAGUGUUCCUUCAUUGAGUUUUCUCCAUAAUACAAUCGAUCUAAAUUUGAGAAAGAGGGCAUUUGCAGAGGCAACAGUGCCAAGAAAUUGCUGAGAAUGCAGGAUGCAAAAGGUGUUAAUGCAUUUGUAUUAGUUCCAGACCAUUUGUUCUAAUAAAUAACUUUGUUUGCUUUCAUGGUCA